AUGGAGCUAAAUCCUAAGUACGACCACUAUGAUUUCCCUACAAUCGCCCCCGUAGCGAAACCUGGUCAUCCAGGCCACUUGACCGAGGCCCAGCAAGCUCAGGUUCACCAGCUACGCAUGCUACUCGAGGCCGAAGGUUAUACCAAGCGGCUGGAUACCCUGACGUUGUUGCGUUUCCUGCGAGCUCGAAAGUUCGACGUCAACUUAGCCAAGAAAAUGUUCGUCGACACCGAAAAUUGGAGGAAGACUCUCCUAUACACUGGACAGCCCCUUAAGAUCGACGGUCGGACUAUCAGUCUCGACGAGGAGAUAGGCGAGUGGGACAAAGACGGGUCCUUCAAGCAGAAGGUGUCAAAGUAUUACCCUCAGUACUACCACAAGACAGAUAAGGACGGCCGACCGGUGUACAUUGAACAACUUGGCAAGAUUGAUCUUACUGCUAUGAAGAACGAAGGUAUCGAGUAUGAGCACAUGUUGGUCAACUUAGCUGUCGAAUACGAGAAAAUGGCGGACCCGCGACUACCCGCUUGUUCGCGCAAGGCCGGUCAACUGCUUGAGACAUCUUGCACCAUUAUGGAUUUCAACGGUGUUGGCUUCGGCAAUGCGCGCCAGGUUUUUGGCUACAUCCAGGAGGCGUCCGGUAUGAGUCAAAACUAUUACCCGGAACGUCUUGGCCGCAUGUACCUCAUCAACACCAACUGGCUAUUUACUGGUGUGUGGCGUAUGAUUCGCCCUCUGCUCGACCCCGUCACUGUUGAGAAGAUCAACGUUCUCGGCGGUAACUACCAGAAGGAACUCCUAAACCAGAUCCCCGCCGAAAACCUCCCUAAGGAAUUCGGUGGUACCUGUCAAUGCGAGGGUGGUUGCCAUUUCAGCAACGCGGGCCCCUGGAAUGACCCUGAGUUCGCGAAGCCUGCCUGGUGGGAGCAAAAAGAUGGAGCGAUAGAGAAUAGGCCGACAGAGAUCGGCAGCGGUGCGGGUGCCGUCGCUGCCGGUGGUGCUACCGCCGUGGAGGGAGCCGAAGCUACAGCACCUGCUCCAGCCGCUGCUUAA
Daldinia childiae is the source of this 1053-nucleotide messenger RNA. Its product is annotated as Sec14 cytosolic factor. The transcript is spliced from 4 exons. The record is from RefSeq and is a predicted model, not a curated record. The coding region runs from base 1 to 1053 and encodes 350 amino acids. NCBI's taxonomy places the organism in Eukaryota, Fungi, Ascomycota, Sordariomycetes, Xylariales, Hypoxylaceae.